This is a messenger RNA of Octodon degus (degu), 3682 nucleotides long. RefSeq names its product chromosome unknown C10orf90 homolog (gene CUNH10orf90). Bases 327 to 2831 code for a protein of 834 amino acids. The record is from RefSeq and is a predicted model, not a curated record. Gene Ontology annotation, cellular component: cytosol; centrosome; centriole. Lineage: Eukaryota; Metazoa; Chordata; Mammalia; Rodentia; Octodontidae. Gene Ontology annotation, biological process: regulation of centriole replication. The transcript has 11 exons.
CUGUUUCUUUGAAAUCAGAGAAGACAGGAUGACCUGGCAGCUGAGGCAGGCGCAAGUCUGGAGUUGGUCAGAUCACAACAAGAAAGAAGUUUUUUUGUUUGUUUGUUUGCUUUAAUGGCAUGUAAGGAUCACCCACGCCGUUUACCAGUCCACAUCCUUUUCCAUCAUGUGAAGAAUUUUGGAACAGCUGCCUGCAGAGUUGGAAGACACUGAACAGGGCUGAGCUGGGGCGCUUCCCAAGCCCCUCCUGCUGCACUCAAUACCUGGGUAAAACAAAGAAAAUUGUGUUUGCCAGGCUCACUUGAAGUCACAAGAUUCAGAGUAUCAUGCAGCACUCUGGAAUGCCUGCGAAAACUCAGACGGGGCUCACCACACACCACUCGAGAACAGCCGUUCACCGGGCUUUUCAGAUAAAGACGUUUAGCACGGAGUUGAAAAACCAUGUGAUGGUCAUGGAUUUUGUGAAGAGUAACUGGUUUCCCUCACAGAGAAGAGCCAAAGUGUGUAUUAUCCACACGUGUCAAGGACGGAAGACAGCGGAGCAAGCAGCCAGCAGAUAUGAGAUCCACAGUCGGCUUUUCUCAUCCAGCAAAGAUCACUCUGCCUGGGAGAGCAAUGACAGUCAUUUGAAUGCAGACAAUGCUCUGGCCCCAGAGGUCACCAGUACUGAGUCUGAGGAAGCUGUCCUAAUGCCCUGCACUCCCACUGCCCUGGAUUGUGAGCACCGUGAAGGCAAGGUCUUGGCUGCUAUCUUUGGGUUACAGGACAGCCAUUACAGUAUAAAAGAUCCAAUUUCCCUUAGGAGUCUCCAGUCUGAUGUUACAGAGAGGAAAUCUGACUUCACCAAGGAAACUCUGGCAUCACAAAACACCAAAAUGAUCUCAUCCAUAGUCAUUUCGCAGCUGAUCGAUGAGAACAGAUCAAAGGAAAAUGUGGCCGCGUUGCCCCUGCCCUGCGCGAUGGCUCAGCCUCGAGAGUGUCUCGCGAAGCCUGCUUCGGCUCAUUGCAGCGGCGUCAACAUCCACAGGGCGUUUGCAUUCCUUCCGGACAGACUGGGAAUUCCCAGGCCGGCAGAUGAACCAGGGCCAGAGAUAGACGUGUCUUCUUCCGGGGACAGCGUGUGCGGCCGCCCCCGCCAAGGAUUCGCGUCGAUCACCAUCACGGCGCGGCGUGUGGGCCCCCCGGCCGGGGCCCUGGUGUGGGGCACUGUCGGGGACUCUCUGUGCCCCAAGUGUGGGGUCGACGGUGCUCUGCGCCGGGGUCCCUCCGCCCGGGCUGGCGGCCCCCACUCACGUCCACACCACGGGCCUCUCGCCUGCACCGAGUUCUCCACAAAGGGCUCAGUGAUGAGGGUGAAGGUCCCUGAAGUGCACACUCGGAGGUGUGCAGAUCACGAGUACUGGGUCACACACGUGGACAGCAAAGAGAGCAGAUUCACUCCAGACUCCCCGCCUGCCGGAAAAGGCCCGCUGGUGUUUACUUCCUGUGUCCGCCUCCGGGUGUCUCGGCAGUGUCCAGAGUCCAUCUACUACUUGGACAAGUCUCUCUCUGUGCCUGUGGAGCAAGGCCCAGUUGUCACUCCCCAAAUGCACAGAUCCGUCCUGUCGCUCAACCUUAGUUGUAGUUCCCACGGGUUAACAGCAGAUGGAGUAGAUGGCAUAGCUAACGGAGAGCCAAUAAACAGAGCCCUGAAGCAGGAGCUCCUCCAGCGAAACCAGCACCUCCUAGGCUCGCCCUGGAAUCCAGCUUUGCCACAGUGUCACUCGAAGGAAAACCCUUCGUUGGGUCCGGUAUGUUUGGGAACUGGUGCAUGUCCUUGGAGUGACUGUCCUCCUCUGGAAAAAGUAGAAAUCGCAGAUGUGGGAACUGACCAGGUCACUGUUGGAAAAGGGAAAGGCCACCACACAACUCUUCCAGCCGAUGGUCGCCACAAGCAACUGUCCAUUCACAUUCCUGGCUGGAGUUACAGGGCAGUAGAAACAAAAGUAUUUUCUGGAAGCAGCAAGAAGCAUCAAGGAGAAGCACACGUGACUCUGUCCACUCCUCCAGUGGAGCAGAAGCACAUUAAACGAUUCCUUUCCGAUGGGGACAGUUCCCCACACGAUGGCUGUCCGUCUAGUGACCUUGCUAAGCCCACAGAGAGCCGACCUCCAAACUUCCUGAGACCCAGAGUCCCUUUGCCUGGGUUCUUUUGCCCUUUACAAGAUCCAUGUCCCGCUUCACAAGAAGACAGUGGUGCUCAGAUAGAAAGAGAGCUCCCCAAAGGAGAUUAUGCUUGCUGUGACUUGGUUGUGAAAAUAAAAGAGUGUAAGAGGAGCGAAGACUCCACCACGCCCGGGGGUUCACCAGCGCCCCCCUCACCAGCACCUCUCAAGGGACCAGAAGCAGCUGGCUUGUCAGAGGACAGUCCUGAUCCUCAGGAAACACCUGCAAACCCCUUGACCUUGCAGGAAGCUCUGGAAGUCCAUAAACCCCAGUUCAUUUCUCGCUCACAAGAAAGGCUGAAGAAGCUAGAACGCAUGGUGCAACAGAGAAAAGCACAGCGGAAGGAGAACCUGGGGCAGAAGCAUAGUGUCCUUCCAGUUCGCGCCAACAAGAAGCAGUUCACCAUUCCCCAUCCUCUUAGUGAUAACUUGUUCAAACCCAAAGAAAGGUGCAUUUCAGAGAAGGAGAUGCACAUGCGAUCUAAAAGAAUCUAUAAUAACUUGCCGGAAGUUAAAAAGAAAAAAGAAGAACAAAAGAAAAGGGUGAUCUUACAGAGUAACAGACUUCGUGCAGAAGUCUUCAAAAAGCAAUUACUGGACCAGCUUCUUCAAAGGAAUGCAGUCUGACCCCAGACUGCCCUGCGGACCACUUCCUGGACCUGAGAAGACUUCAAACACUGGAUAAGCUAUUAAACUUACCAUUAUCUUCAUGACAAGAAAAUACUUAUUUUGCUUUUGAUUUUUUUAUAUAAGGAAAAAUAACACUUCUUGAGUGACUGACCCAAACAAACAGAAAGAGUAAUCCUCAAGGAAAUAGGUCAACAGUCUUGUGGAGAAAUCAAUUCCAUGUAACCUGCUAGGCUUAGUCCUCUUCAUUUUUUGACUUCUGAGUUUUGUCUCUUACUUGUGGUGUCCCCUCCCUACCAUUAUGACCCAAGCAGAAAGUCCAAUCUACUCAAGUAUUCUUAGAUCUCUGAGGAAUAUUUUUUCAUCAAACUUCUGGGACUGAAAUCCAUCACUUUCCAAAGCCAGUCUUAACAUCUGCCAGUUCCCAACUCCAUAAUGUGGGGCAUCAGAUACUGUGUCUUAAAAUGCACAUCCUCUAAUACUAGAGGCUUACUUUGGGAGUGAUCAGGUCAUAUGCUUCAGACUGCUGUUUUCUGUGACCCAGAACAAUCAGAGUGGCCCUCAUCCUUCCCCCCCCCAUAACUCCCCCAUGCACAGUUCUGUCUUUGCUGGGCCAAAGAACCUCGAUCUCAGUGGAAGUUUUGAAGGCAGAAUUAACCAACUAAAUAUGUAGAAGAUGUCAGUGUUUUCUGCAUCCCAGACCCUUCUCCCAACAGAAGUUGUGCUGUUAAAGUGGCCUAAUGACUCUAACUCUGCUAUUUAUUCUUCUAAAUACUUAUAGCACCCAUUAUUUAUAAACUUAUCUGGCAAGGUGAGAACUCAUUUUUAGAACAACAACCAAAAAAUGGAAA